AUGAAUUACACUCGAUAUUUAAGCAAAAAAUAUGGUCAAAUUACUGAUAAGAGCCGUAACUUAAUUUGGUUUUUACAGAUUUCGGAUAUACAUAUUAGUAUAUUCAGAGAUCCUGGUAGAAUAUCACAAUUUCAACAGUUUUGUGAUAAUACUGUUAAAAAUAUUAAGCCAACUGUUGUAUUAGCGACUGGUGAUCUCACAGAUGCCAAAGCAAAGGAUAAUCUGGGUAGCUCCCAAGUUAAAACUGAAUGGAUUUAUUAUCACAACAUCAUCCAAGAAUCUGGAGUUAGUAAAAAUACCAUCUGGUUAGAUAUAAGGGGAAAUCAUGACAAUUUCAACAUUAGAACGAUAAAUGCCGAGGAGAAUUACUUUAGAAAUUACUCCGUUCAGGGUGUGAAACAUCCGAAAUCUUACGUUCACAUUUUAAAUGAGAACGGAGUGAGUGUUGCCUUCUUGGGCAUCGACGCUUGCCCGGAACCUGGCAUCCGGCGGCCAUUCAAUUUUAUCGGCAUCCUUGACGCUGAAGAGCAACACCACUUGCACAGGCUGAAGCUUGAAGCGGAAUCGAAUACCGACCACAUCGUGUGGUUUGGCCACUACCCAACGUCAUGUAUACUAUCCCUCGAGAAGGACUCGCAGGUCUUAAACUUGCGCCAAUUCAUCGGCAGCAGUCUGGGGUCUCAAGUAUACGUCUGCGGCCACCUACACUCGAUGGGCGGCCUAGUUCCCAACAUGUACACCAUACAGAGGAAGGGGUUCCUAGAACUGGAGCUGGGCGAUUGGAAAGACAACCGGAUGUACCGCUUGGCGGCCAUCGACCACGGUGUGUUCUCCUUCGUGGACCAGGCUCACAACACGUGGCCAGUAGUACUCGUGACCAACCCGAAGCACGCUCAAUACGCGAUGCCAGGCCGCGAGCCUCUGAAUUUGGUGCACGACUCCACUCACGUGCGUGUCCUAGCGUUCAGCGACGUGGACAUAGAAACGGUUCAGGUGUCCUUCGACAAGAUAAACUGGUUCGACUGCGAGGCCAGCCAGCGGCCUUUAUACGUGUGCCGGUGGCAGCCGAAGUUAUACGACAACGGAGUCCACUACUUGCACGUUCUUGCGAUGGACGAGGUUGGCAGGAAAGCGGUAGUCGAACACCCAUUCUCUUUGGACGGCCGGAUUUUGCAACAGUUCAAGAUCACCUCGAGAAUUCUGCUUAUGGUGGAUGCGGGAACAGUGUUUCAGAUAGUAUUCGGUGCACUGCUCAUGUUCAACGUUGUGCCGUUGAUUAUAUUGAGGCUGCAGAAGAGGCCGCCCAAGUAUCGCAGGAGAGUUGGCUCCAGAAUCCUCCGCCGAAUUUGGUUGCUGUCGAAGAUCGACAGCGUGUUAUAUCCGGUCGUUUUGUACGCGCUGUACGUACCGUUCGGGCCGUGGGUGAUUGGCGAGCUGAUAGACGGCUACAUAGGCGCGGUCUUCGCGUGGGGUAUAUUAAUCAAGGGCGCAUACAUACCGGAACCGUUUACUUACAUGUACGGGAGUGUUCAGCUGAUGUUCGUCCAGAUACCCUUAGUUUUCGUCCUGGCCUACUGCUUGGAGAUUCGUCUGUAUGGGCAGAACUCGAGGGGCUGGAGGCGGCUGAUAAAGAAUUUGCCCUUCGUGUUCUUGCUGUCCAUCCAGCUAUUGCUGGCCUACUUCUACUGGCUCGAGUAUGGCACGAUGGCCUUAUUGUUGGGGCCGCUGAGGACGUGGAGCGUGUUCCUGAAUGUUCAUCUGUGGUAUAAGACUCUAACACUGCCCCAGGAGUAUUGCAGGAAUCUAUUAAAAUUGAACGAUUUGCCGUCGUCU
This is a messenger RNA of Iphiclides podalirius (scarce swallowtail), 1833 nucleotides long. Lineage: Eukaryota; Metazoa; Arthropoda; Insecta; Lepidoptera; Papilionidae. The record is from the annotation of a GenBank genome assembly.